GUUGACUUUACUUUUGCGCCUCUAUUCUAUUGACCCAAACCUCUCCCUGUCUUCCUCUCUCCCAUCGGUUGCCCCUGCAUUGCCAUUCCUCUCUUGUUCUUAUCUUCACCAUCUACACCUGUUGUCACUGCAUUCAAGGAUGGGUGGGCUCAAAGUGAAAGACAUUUUCAUCGAUCCCAGCGAUUUCAAACCUCGAGAUCUCGUUGUGCCCAACCCAUUCCCGCGUGAACAGGAGGUGUGGAUGGUUAGAUUUACACCGGAAGACUUCAAAGCCUUCUGGUUUCAGGAACAAACCGCCAUUCAAUUUGUUCCCUGCUCCGAACGAGGACCUAAUCGCGACAUCCGAAAACAGUCCGGCGACACUCUCCUCCCUCUCCAUAUCACCAUUCCUGGUACUAACGGUAGACCAAAGAUCUAUGACUGGAGCUUCCGCUUUCAAUGCAGAAGACACGGUCCUCCCAGACCCUUGGCGAUCGACCGGCCAUCUAUUGGCAUUGGAUGUCCUGUUGAGAUCCGGAUGAAAAAACCUGUCGGCAUGGAUGCGGUGCUCGUGGAUUACCGGUGGCAGCACAGCCAUGACCUUUCGGCCCAGACCUUGUCAAAUAUGCCUAUGGGCGCGAAUGAACGCAGCUGGAUCAAGCUGAAGGUGGCUGAGGGUAGCGACUGGAAGGGGAUACGAGCUAUGUUGCGAAUGGAUGAGAAUUCGAUGUCAGAGGUCCAGUACCGUUUUUAUGUUAUCAUGUUAUAUUGAGUCGAGCCGUUGUCUCACAACUUCUCAUUACUAUCUCUUGGCUCCUUUGUCCUUUAACAACACAUAGAUCGAAGAGAAGAAAUCUGGCGGCAUUGUCCCUCCUGCAUUUUGCCUGUCAUACGAGGAUGUGAGAAAGACGGUGUAUCGUCAACGGAUAAAGAAAUCUCGGAAAUCAUUAAAUACGACGGCGAGCGUGCAGACCUGGAUCGAAACUAUCAAAGAAGACGGAGGUAAAGGGACGUUUAUUGACGGGAUUGCCGGAGACGCGGAUCUUUACAUGUUUGCUUGGAGUACCAAGUUCCAACUUAAGGUACCCUUUUUU
Molecule: messenger RNA, 1073 nt
Organism: Gamsiella multidivaricata
Lineage: Eukaryota; Fungi; Mortierellomycota; Mortierellomycetes; Mortierellales; Mortierellaceae
Exons: 1
Coding region: 140-751 (203 amino acids)
Source: RefSeq, a predicted model, not a curated record